Messenger RNA from Chaetomium globosum CBS 148.51, 936 nucleotides. RefSeq lists its product as uncharacterized. Lineage: Eukaryota; Fungi; Ascomycota; Sordariomycetes; Sordariales; Chaetomiaceae. The transcript is spliced from 3 exons. Bases 1 to 936 code for a protein of 311 amino acids. The record is from RefSeq and is a predicted model, not a curated record. Gene Ontology annotation, molecular function: ubiquitin-protein transferase activity. Gene Ontology annotation, cellular component: SUMO-targeted ubiquitin ligase complex.
AUGGACAACCGCGACCCCCGCCCCAUAGACUUGGAAGACUUGCUCUCUGAUCCUUUCGACCCCGCCCCGCCUCACCCCGCGAGCGACUUUUCGAGCUGGCCUGCCGAGUCCUCACCGGCGCCGGGUGGCGACGAGGGAAUGGACACCGACGGCUCCGAGAUGGAGCUAUCGGACGAGGACUUUGAUGAUGAAGGGCAAAACGAGGAGGACUACGAUGGACGCGACGAAGACGAGGACGACGAGGAGGAAUCCGAUGCCGGAGAGACACUCGAGGACGCGUUCCUGGCGGAUGGUGGGGUGGGCGAUUUGGACGGUUUUAUGGACGAUUUUGAGUUUGAGUUUGAACCUUGGGCGGCUGGGGCUCACGGCCGUGUCGAGGAUGAUGAUGAGGGGCUUUUCGUCGACCAAGGGCCUGGUUUUCUCCCGCCCCUCGAGGAGAUCCUCUCCAACGUUAGACGGAACCACGCACGAGCCCUCGAUCUGGUGUCCGAACUGCAUUCCGAGUCGCGUCAACGAGCAACGGUGCCGCGCCCAAACCCGACCACGUUUCCGCCCCCGCCGGCCCGCGAGGGCUUCACUCGCGACACCGGCAACGACGAUAAUGUCAUCAUCUGCCCCAGUUGCGAGGAGGAAUUGAAGUACGAUCCCGAUGCCGGCAUCGACGAUAGCACGCGACCCGCCAAGAAGAUCCGCACAAGGAAGGACCACGAAGAGCACCACUUUUGGGCGCUCAAGGAUUGCGGCCAUGUCUACUGCAGGAAUUGCUACGAGAACCGUAGUGUCCGCAAGCCCACGGCAAAGACACCGAUGACGCGCUUUCGCCGCGAUCCCGGACCAAGUGUCCCGCCAAAGAAAUCUCUGCGGCCUGUCGACAGGCUUGCCCGGAGCGAGGCCCAACAACCAAGUCAAACUGGGGUCGGGCCCUGUUUCCUUUGA